Molecule: messenger RNA, 1049 nt
Organism: Bactrocera tryoni
Lineage: Eukaryota; Metazoa; Arthropoda; Insecta; Diptera; Tephritidae
Product: transcription factor Adf-1-like
Exons: 5
Coding region: 44-931 (295 amino acids)
Biological process (GO): regulation of transcription by RNA polymerase II
Cellular component (GO): transcription regulator complex; nucleus
Source: RefSeq, a predicted model, not a curated record
GAAAGAUAUUAGCGUGGCAACAACGAAACUGUGUACAUCAAUAAUGGACAGCUGUGUUGUUAAAACUGAAAUAUCUGGACUGCACUGUAAAUUAUUUGAAAUUCCUUUAACAAUGGAUUUGGAUGACAUGUUAAUUAAAGAAGUGCGUCUUCGUCCAUUUCUAUACGAUCUAUCACACCCCGAUUACAAAAGUUUAAAGAAAAAAGAAUAUACAUGGAGGCAUAUUGCUGUACAAUUAAAAUUGAGCGAUUUGCAGUGCAGAAAAAGAUGGAAGAGCCUCCGUGACUCCUAUAAACGGUGCAAAAGAAUGAAGACUGACGGUAGUACUGAAAGUACAAGGAAAAAAUGGAGGUAUUUAGAAGCGAUGUCCUUUUUGGAAAAUGUUAAAGAUCCCAAGCGUAGAAUUCGAAGUUCAAGUGAAGAAAUGGACCCUAUAAGUGUAGAUGAAGCGCUGCAAUUAUUGGAUGAGGAUUCAACAAACGCAUCGUUCUCGGAGCCAGAAAAUUCUCCGACAAGAUCUGCUGAUGCACAUGGGCAAACGGCAAGUUCUCCAUGCAGACCUUCUGAUGCACAUGGGCAAAGAGCAAGCGCAAGUUCUCCAUGCAGACCUUCUGAUGCACGUGGGCAAAGGGCACGCGAAAGUUUUCCGUGCAGACCUUCUGCUGCACGUGGGCAAUGGAAUUCCCAGAAAAAGGACAAUGACAAGUUUAAACAGUUUUUGGAUUUGGCUAGCACAAGCAUAUCGGACACUUGUGCGGCAUUCGUGGAAAAAGCACAAAAACAGGACUCCACCGCACUUCACUUUUCCAGUUUAGCGGCGAAGAUAACAGAAGCCGGUCUACCGCCAAAAGUGGUUAAUCAAAUAGAAGCCAAAGUCUCGGCCAUAGUGUUUGGUGAAAUUGAUAAAUUUUAUUCAGGUCUUUUAAAAUAGACGUACAUAAAUAAUAGAAGUAAGCAAUUUAAAUAAUUUUGAAAACUUAUAAGCACACAAAGUGCUUUAUUUUAAGUUAUAUAUGUAUAUGCAAAUAGAUUUGAAAAUGAAUCUUAAA